Molecule: messenger RNA, 400 nt
Organism: Hydra vulgaris (swiftwater hydra)
Lineage: Eukaryota; Metazoa; Cnidaria; Hydrozoa; Anthoathecata; Hydridae
Source: RefSeq, a predicted model, not a curated record
UCAAAAAUAUUUUAUUCGUUAUUUAAUCUAGUCAAAAACUAUACUACCUCUGAAAAAACUGAAAUGAAAUUUUUUGUCCAAAUUAUUGCUGCUUGUAUCCUGGCUUCAUCUGUUAAAAGUUUUGGUCCUCGAAUUAAAGGACGAGAUGAUAAACUAGAAAUAAACAGAUUACGUGAUGCAACUCAAUUGUAUUCACUUUGCAUUAAAGAUGAAAAAAUUCCUUCAGAUAUCUCAAGUUUUUGCUUCUGUGCCUGUUGGUUUCGUAGUGAUAAAGCUGGUUGUUUGUUGGAAUGUGAAAAAAGUUUUAGAAAACUUUCUCUUCAAUAAUUUUAUUAAAUGAAUUAAUUUAAACUGAUAAGUGUUUACAUAUUUAUGAAUAAUUAAUGAUAAAUAAUCUUCA